Molecule: messenger RNA, 2357 nt
Organism: Danio rerio (zebrafish)
Lineage: Eukaryota; Metazoa; Chordata; Actinopteri; Cypriniformes; Danionidae
Gene: fgf13b
Product: fibroblast growth factor 13b
Biological process (GO): signal transduction
Cellular component (GO): extracellular region
Molecular function (GO): growth factor activity
Source: RefSeq, marked validated
CGCGACCUUAGUGAAAUACACCGCCAUGUGGUCUGAUUGAUGUGUCAAAGCACAUCAUGAGCGCUCGAACUGUAAUCUUACACACCGCAAACUGAACGACACUAAAACAGCCUGGGAAGUGGCCUUUGACGUUUUAAUUUUUAAAGAAGACAGUUGUUACAUUUUUUUCUCACUGCCUUUCCUCUGUCAUGGAACAAAGCGCAAUGUACACCUGCCAGAGGAGAUCGUAAUAACGACCAGCACACGGAGGGGUUGGCCACUGUUUAAUAGAAGAGCCAGUUUUAAAUGAUCGGACCGUUUUGGUGUGAGUUAUCAUCUGGAAUUCUUCAUCAAAACUGGGAUCUAUGAGCGGGAAAGCAUUAUUAAAGACGAAAGAAGAUAAGGAUGCAACCAAAGUAUACACAGUUCAAGAUGGCAAGGAGUACAUUCUGUUGCGGACGGAAUCAAGUCUAUCUCUCGCUGUAGAUCAGAAAGAAAACUCACCUUUUCACAGUAAAUGUCAGGAGCUCUUUUGCUGUCCUUUCUGGAAACUCUUCGUUCUAAGAAAGAAAAAAGAAAACACUGAAGAGCCUCAGCUCAAGGGGAUAGUCACCAAACUCUACAGUCGACAAGGCUUUCAUCUACAACUCCAAGCUGAUGGAACCAUCGAUGGUACAAAGGAGGAAGAUAAUAGCUUCGCUAUUUUCAACCUCAUCCCCGUCGGGCUACGAGUGGUGGCUAUUCAGGGCGUCCAGACCAAACUCUACCUGGCCAUGAACAAUGAAGGCUACCUGUACACCUCUGAGCACUUCACGCCGGAGUGCAAAUUUAAAGAGUCGGUGUUUGAGAACUAUUACGUGACCUACUCGUCAAUGAUCUACAGACAACAGCAGUCGGGCCGAGGCUGGUACCUGGGUCUCAACAAAGAGGGUCAAAUCAUGAAGGGCAACCAUGUAAAGAAGACCAAGCCGGCUGCUCACUUCAUCCCCAAACCUCUUAAAGUUGCCAUGUACAGAGAGCCGUCUCUCCACGACCUGACCGAGUUUUCCCGCUCCGGCAGCGGCACGCCGACCAAGAGCCGCAGCGCCUCGGCCAUGCUGAACGGCGGCAAGACUCUGAGUCAGAACGAGUCCACAUAACCACCGCUGCCGGACUCCAGCGUCAACUCCAACAGCACAAACGCGUUUACAAGAGUGCGGCGAGAAAUGUUUCCUGAAAUCACUGUGAUGAGAACACAAGUGCAAAACCUACAUUGUACAAUCUGCAGGUCAACCUCGUGAGAUCUAAUCAAACCAAGCCAUCUUACCGAUGUAGGGGUCUGCGGUCCCCCGUUCCCAUGUGUAGCAUAUACAAAGCUCCUACUGAAACACCUACUUUGUGUUUUGCUCCAUUUCUUCUUAGGGAUGCCUGCAGCUCCAUAGUGCUGAGUCAACUACAAAAUGACAAUAGCAGCUUGUGCGACCCAUUUAUCGGUAUAUAGAGGCAGAAAUCCCAAAGGUUUUUUGGACAUAUGAUACAAGUCCUUCAGCUCAGCUUUUUUUGUUUGAAAGCAGUGGUUCAUCGUUGUGUGCUUUUUAGAUGAGGCGUUUUGCUUCUCCUUUUUGUCUUUUCAGCUCUUCCCCUCCCCAAACACAUUGUUAUUCUGCAAAUUAAACAGAUUUAAGGUUCGGCCUGUCUGCGCACCAAAGAUGUCAUUAGUCUCUUUGUAUGGAGGUAAGUCAAUUUGUGUAAUUUCAGCUCUCUCAGACAGAUAGUUGAGAAAAGCGCGAGAAGCGAAUGUCAUUUAGUCGGAGGAAAUGUAUUCGGGAGAGAUGAAGGCUACUCGCUGUGCUUUUUUAUUUAUUUUGAGGUCUGUUUAUGUCUUCCUUUACUUCCUGUCUAAUUUGGGAACCCAGCAUCUUGGAGAAGUGUCAAAUCAGACAGUGUUUAAAUUAUUGAUUAACGUCAAGCCGGUAAGAUUUCCGUUACGUAAAAACAGGGCAGGCUUCCUCUUUUUUUCAUAUAAUGAAAGCUUCCAUUGCUUUAACAGGGCUAAAUCAGCAUAAGUAAAUAACCCGUCUUUGAAAAGUCGUUCAUAGUUUCUAGUCUUCGCUGGUCAGGCAAGCAGCCCAGUUUCUAAUUUCAGUCAAACGCCUCUUUUGUUUUGUUGUGUGUAUGUACUGUAUGUAUGAAGCAUAUUUAAUGCAUGGGGGACAAUGGACGCUGCAUGUUGUGUGGCUUUGUAUAUUAACUACAAUAUGGAACCAUGUGCUCUAAUGGAUACUGGAGUAAAAUACAAAUGUACUGUAUAUAUAUAUGCAUUUUAACCUGCUACCCGCCCGUUUAUUAUUUGUUGUACAUUUAAAAAGCUGCACUGAAUAAAAUGUUUUGUAUGUUCA